Messenger RNA from Phaedon cochleariae (mustard beetle), 357 nucleotides. The record is from the annotation of a GenBank genome assembly. Lineage: Eukaryota; Metazoa; Arthropoda; Insecta; Coleoptera; Chrysomelidae.
AUGUGCAGGGGCAUCACAAUAUCAAGGUGUGACGGUGAGAGAAAUGGCGAUAAACCCCCGAAUUUUCCGACCGUCGGGAAAUCCAAUUCCAGCUUCGAGCUGAUGGCAAUGAUGAAUGACAAACGAAAGCUGCGCCAGGAAGAGAUGGAGCUGCGCCAGGAGAACCUCAAACUCAAAGAGGAGAUCCUGCAGCUGAAGCGGCAAGUGGGCGUAGGCGCCUCCUCUGCUGCCCGCCCCACGCCCGCCAACCGAUACGCCCCGCCUGCUCAGCCUGAGCAGGCCUUGCCCGUGGCGUACAUCGCGCUGGCCGUGGUGCUCAGCCUGCUGAGCGUCCUGCUAGGCAAGUUCGCGCUCUGA